Suillus discolor is the source of this 2973-nucleotide messenger RNA. RefSeq names its product Spc98 family-domain-containing protein. Gene Ontology annotation, cellular component: spindle pole; equatorial microtubule organizing center; centrosome. Gene Ontology annotation, biological process: microtubule nucleation; spindle assembly; mitotic cell cycle. The coding region runs from base 1 to 2973 and encodes 990 amino acids. NCBI's taxonomy places the organism in Eukaryota, Fungi, Basidiomycota, Agaricomycetes, Boletales, Suillaceae. The transcript is spliced from 9 exons. The record is from RefSeq and is a predicted model, not a curated record. Gene Ontology annotation, molecular function: microtubule minus-end binding; gamma-tubulin binding.
AUGUCACUGUGUGGCGAUACCUGGAAUCAGCACGAACAUGACAUGGAUUUGGCACUGGGCAUCCUGCCACAUAUAACACCUCAGUUCUUUGUCCCUCGAAUGUUCGACAAACCUCAAGACCCCAUAGUGCAUGCAAUUGAUAGGGAGAAGGCUACAACUCUAGAGAAACGCGAUGCGCGUAAUUUAGACUCAAGAGACACUACGCGCGCUCAAGAUAUUUCUGCACUACCCUCCUUGUCACCAGAGGUGCUAUGGGCAAAUUCAGCGACAAGUGGUGAUCAUCAUUCAGAUCAAGUUGUCUCUUGGGAUGUUCUGCGCCAAUCACACCCUGACCGUUCAUACAACACUCCCUUCUUGACCGAACAGUCCUCCGAUGUAUCAGCUUCAGCACAAUACCAGUCAGAUUCAUUUUUUUACAGUGUUAAUGACAUAACAAACGUAACAUCUAGCAUGCGACCUUUGCCGUUUGACCCGCGAGCAAAUGUAGUCUGUGUGAAUGAACUUGAGCUGCUUGAGUCGUUGAGAAUGACAGUUCUCGGAACUUCGUCUUUUCUGCAUACGUGGGAUCCAGUUUCAGAGACGUUCUUAUCAUCCGGAGGCGCAGAAAAUAUGCCAAACAAGCUGCUUAUCAGUGGCAAGGAUGAGACGAUGAGUAGUAGUCUCCUAAAACGAUUUUUAGAUAUUGGUACUUUGAUGCGACGCUUGGAGGUAUUCCUCAGUGCUUUACGAACGCGACGCAAAGAGGAAAAUGCAACCGUCCAUGCUUUCUCGCAUGCGCUCUCCGUGGUGCUCGUCUAUCUACGUGACCAACUUUUUCGUGGGCCUCUAUCUAACUUCUGCAUCCCCGUCUCUCCGAAGACCCUAUCUGCAACAUGGCUGUACUAUGAGCUUUUUGAAGAAAUUGUCGUCUCUCUAGCGUCACUUUGCCAAAGGGGCCUUGGAUUGUCUCCCUCGCAAUAUCCGCGAUUUACGAUGAAACCAGUGGCUCUACUUUCUCGAAUAUACAAAUAUCUUGAUACCCAAUUUCGCAAAUCGUCUUCCCGGUCUUUGAUUGCUGUGUUCGCUUAUCUCCUUACAAUGACCUCGAAAAACUACUUGCAGGCAUUGUGUCGCUCAGUUGCCUAUGCUGACAGCAAUAACCAUCGGGUAGCAACGAGUCAGCAGCCUCGACGGACUGCAAUUGGUCCGUUGGAUAUCGAAGACUUUGAUCAGGCGUCACCUGAGGAUGAUGGAGUUCUCUUUGCUGAAGAUCAUGAAUUGCCGUCUUUUAUACUACGCGAUUUGGCGGAAGUAUUGCCAGCUGCUCAAAAAUCUCUCAAAUUGCUCGCUGCCGCAAAACCCGGUCAUCCUGUACUAAAUCCCCCGGUGCGACGGCCGUUCAUCACUUGGGUCUGGUCAACCAGAGACAUUGAAGACUUAUGGAGAACGGGGUCUCUUGACGAGGUUGGCGAUGUUGCACCAACUAUUGGCUCUCACAGUCCCCCUGAUCUAGCUUCUGCUGAUGGUAAUCUCCCUGGGAGCGAUUAUCAGUCCGACCUCGUCGGUUUCCGCCUUUUCGACUUGGAGCCUGGCUCAAACGGAGAUGAUACAUUCAAUGAGCACUCAAUGCACGCUGCAUUGGAAAGUUUCAUACUGUCCUUUCCACCCGUCCUUCCUUCAAUAACCCCGAACCUGGGUCUCCUGACUAGCCUAGUCUUUUCUCCACUCAUCUCACACGCUGCCUCUCUUUCCAGUGCACUAUUAUCGAUAUUCCUAGACCAGAACUCAUUUCUCUAUUUACAUGACCAUCUGGUUCUGCUUCGUUCACAUAUGCUCCUGACUUCCCCAUCAUUCAAAUCACGACUUACAGCUGCUUUAUUCUCUGACACCGAUGACCGUGAGGUUGUCGCUGGAGGCGGAAAAUCAUUCGCCCUGUCCCGCCAAAGGAGUAGAUCAGCCGCUGGAGUGGCUCAACAUGGCACCAGACAUUGGGCUGUCGGCUUAGCCCCGUUCUUGAUAGAGCGAGGGACGUGGCCUCCUGGGGGUGCCGACCUUAGCUUUUUUUUGAGAACAGUUAUCGUGGAAUCUCAGGACAUAUGCUCAUUUGGCCCCGAUGAUAGCCAGGAGCAUGAACUCGGGUCGAGGCGCAUAGCAAAAGAAGCUGAAAUUCGUCUUGGGUUCGCCAUCAGAGACCUCCCUAGCGAUACGGGACGUGAACGAUGGCUCAACCCACUUUAUAUCGAGGCAUUAGACUUUCUGUAUCUUGACUACAAAGUUCCUCAUCCUUUGGAAGUAAUUAUCACACCGGACACUACAUCCAAAUACCAGAGGAUUUUCUCGUUCCUUUUACGUGUGAUCAGAGUGGAAUCUGCCAUUCGAGCGGCUUUCCGCAUGACGCAUCAGGAUGUACUUUUUCCGACCUUGAACCAAUCCAGGAAACUCCUCACUCACUUCCGUUUCGUGGCGCAUUCGUUCGUAACCACCCUCUCCGCGUAUAUAUUCGAUGUGGCAAUUGGGGGCAACUUCGACGCAUUCCUGGCUCGAGUCACUGCAUGUCGUUUGGGAACAAGCUCCGAGUUUACUGAUGUCUUUUCGCUCGCUGAGGCUCACUCCGCUGUCUUGAACGACAUUCUCAGUGCUUGUUUGAUGCGUUCGGCCCAACGAGCAGCUGGUGACCUUCUUCGUGGGAGCCUAGAACUUAUCCUAGAGCUCUGCGUUAUGAUUGGUGACCUCAACGACGGGCGGUUGCAGGAGUACCAGGCGUCAUCAGCUCUUGAUGUACUCUUUGCUGCAUUCCGUAAUAGAAUAUCGACCCUGAUCAAAGUCCUAGAGGUCCUGCUGGAAAAAGAUUUGAAAUCAUCGCAACGCCAGGAACUCUUGCUUGCAUUACAGGAACAAAGCGAUGUUCGUCACGCCCCUGGUGGUGUGGAAGCGUUGCGCCACCUUAUAUUACGCCUCGACAUCAACGAAUGGUGGAAGAACUUGAAUUCGUAA